AUCGCGGGCUGAACAGUCUCAAACGUAACCGUGCGGUGGGCGAACGCGUAUUGCGUCUUUGUAUAAAAAACUAAAAUAAUUUCGUGAGAAUGUGUAACGUAUGUACGAAGGAGGUCGUGGCGCCGGCGCCCGCUCCAGCGAAGCCUAACAAGGUUUUGGAGAGAUUGAAGAAGAAGCACAACAUCAUCACCGACCCCACCGAUGCAGAGAAGCAGAAAUCCGUGGAGUACCAGCCCGACCUUCUGGCGCUAUCGACUCAGUACUCCAAGAUAGCCUACGAUGUUUUCAAGCAGAGCCUGGUGCGUCUACAGGAGACGAAAGCCUACGCAAUCGCGACAAAAACGACUCAACCCUUCCACGUGGCGCUAGCAGUGCUGGUGAUCAUUGCCUGGUUGACACGCGCUGGUUCCAGCGCCCAUGUCCGUGGCUGGCGUGCGCUGUACGUGGGCGCUGUGGCCACUCACCUCGGAGCGCAGAUAUGGAUGACCUUGAUUUCUGGCAUCGUGCUAUACUUCUCCCUCCCUCGCCACGAGUUCGGCCGCGUGCAGACCGUGCUGUUCCCGGUGUACUACGCGUUCAACUCUCUAGUGAGCCUCCUGGCUGUGCUCGCGUACUUCCGAACGCAAUGCCUCACGCAGUUCGUCAAUACAUCCUGGAUACAACUAACCCUGCUGCUAGUCGUAUUCAGCAUUGAGGCGUACGUGCGCCUGGUGCUGGUGAGGCCGAUGCUGCGCGCCAAGCAUGUCAAGACGCAGAUGGAGGAGGCAGCGGGAGGCGGCCAGGAAGUUGGUCGCCUCAUCCUCGGCGAAUUGGCACAUUGUCCCCGCUACCUGCGUGUCCUGAAGACCUUCCGCACAUACCACUCCUGCAUCGCCAUGGGCACCAUGAUCACCCUCGGCUGCUCCUUCUACUCCACCAUGAUCAUAGUCGACUCGAUGUGCCAUUAGAACAACUUCUAAAUCUAGAGGUGUUUCAAAAUCGCAGCUAUUUCUAGCACAAUACCUACAUUCUGACUCGUGUUUAGAGAUAUUUUUGGGGCCAAAUUAAAAUCGGAGAUUUGUGUGUAACUUUUUGCGUAAUUUUUUUGCUUAUUGGGUUCUGCUACUUUGUUAUCUGUGUGACGAUGGAAAAUUAAUUGUCAAAUGUUCCGUCAGGAGCACCAUAAAUUUUUCCAAACGUCCAUCACCCUAAUAAGUAAGUAUUUGUCGCUAACUUUAGUGAUGAGUUUUUGCCGAAAAAGUCAAAAGUAUACCUACGCCCAAUUUUGACAUUUACAUUUACAAUUUUUAGUUACGAACAUAGGUUUUGUUGAUAUUUAAUACAAUUAACUAUUCUGUGGUCUUAACUAAAAAUGUCUCUACGCGAGUCAUGGGGCAAGCGCCACCAUUACUCAAGACGGUCUCGAAUUAGUUUAAUAGCUAUUGAAUAAUUUAGUGAAUAUCAAAUAGUUUAUAAUAUAAUCGUUGAAAUAAAACAAAUCGACUUUUUUUGACUAUUUUCAAAACAUAACGUUAAUUCUGAUGUACAAUUUAAAAGUAAACUAAAAGCAUGACUUAAAAUUUACGAAAAAUGAAUUUUAGUUUAGUUGUUCUCAGUAUUGCUUAUAUAUUCUUUGUGUAUAAAAUUUUGUAUGUUUAAAAAGGAAAAAUUACUUGUGCCGUGGACUUUAAAAUAGUAAUUUAUUAACUAAAUCAAGUAUUUUUAAAUAUAUGCUCAUAUUUCCUAUAACGAUUCAGUCUUGAAUAAUUUACGGACGCUCGCCCUUACUUCGAUUGCAUUGAAUUCUAGAAACUUUUCACAACUUUUAUUCAAUUGAAAACUUUGAUAAUAUGCUUGCCUUAUUAAGUUGUACAGUAUUGUUUAUAAUACAGACGUUUCUUAUUUACAUUAGUUUUAUUGUUAACUCGCCAUUUUUUUCUAUUUUCCAAACUCAAUCAGAGAAUAACAAUUGCAUUAAACACUUAGCUUUUAAUAAUAAUUGUCAGUUGAUGAUAUUUAUAGCGACACUUACUAUCGCAAACAUCGUUAGCUUCUUGAUUAAGAUCGCAAGUUCUGUAUGCAAUAAAUAACUCUCUUAUUUGAGAACAUUGGUUGCAUUUUGUUAUGCAGUUAUCAACUUACUAAAAUACACACCAGGCUGUGAAGUCUGUUUCAUAGAUUUUUUAUUUAUUUAUAGUUUAUUAGCCAAUCGAAUGAAUUUGAUGAAUAAAAUGCGAGGCGCUGGUCGCACGAAAUGUGUUCUUGAGUGUCAAUGGUGAGGAUUGUUCCAAAUUGUAAUAUUGUAUUAUUAAUUAAAUUUAUUAAUUUUAUUUAGUUAAUAUUUGAAAAUUAUAAGUUACAGAUCUGGACUGGAUUUGACAUUGGUGUUAUUUCGCUUGAAGAACGCUCAAACUAAACUAAAAGAAAUUAUUUUCAUAAUCAAGCAGUUCAUUAAAGCCUUUUAUUAUUGCAGUCGACAACACUGAAAACUAAAAAUCAAGUAAACUACCGCAUACUAAUUUAUUCUACUUAGUUUUAGUUUUUGCGUCAACCGAAUUAACAUCAUUGUUAGCACAAAAUAGACAUAAGAAAUGUUUAAUUAGGUAGCCUUAAUAUGCAAGUAAUUUUAAUUCAAACUGAUUAUUAUAAUAUUAUGAUAAUCAUUAUAAGCACUUGUUAAUA
This is a messenger RNA of Maniola jurtina (meadow brown), 2661 nucleotides long. RefSeq names its product transmembrane protein 205. The transcript is spliced from 5 exons. The record is from RefSeq and is a predicted model, not a curated record. Lineage: Eukaryota; Metazoa; Arthropoda; Insecta; Lepidoptera; Nymphalidae. The coding region runs from base 90 to 947 and encodes 285 amino acids.